UCAGCCGACCAGAUACAUCUCCUUAGUGCUCACCUCCAACCGGAGGCUAAUUAGGUGACCAGGCGCUAUCGGUGUGAUCAGCACCGUCGUUAUUAUAAUCAUGAGAGCUGACCAACAUGCCCGGCGGGAGGGAGGUGGCCAGUUAAAUACAAUGGAGCAUCGGCUCAUUAUCAGGCCUCACGACUUGGCUUCAACUGCAAAAUUCAUCAAAUAUCGUUUGUUUGCAACCAAUUUGUUUCAGUAAAAGUUACAUUUUGAUUCAAAGGUCCUAAUCUGCGUAUCACUUUGAAAUCGGUGAUAAUGAGUUGUUCAUGAUGGAAAUCAUACAACGUACUCUGUGUUUGUUUUCAAUGUCGGCUAGAAGCACAUGGUGCGUAGUUGUGCUAUACACGUCUCGCGAAAACACCGCUGCCUUACUGGUACAUCUUAGGGUAAAUGAAUGAGUUUAUACAACCAAAUUACUGGAGAAUUACGCAGAAUCAGCGAAAUCGCUGGGGCGAGGCUUUAAUAACCCCCUGCCAGUAUACACAAUGCCCUGUUAACUGAGCGGUACAGGUACCGUGUAGGCGUGAUGCAUGCGCGGCUCUCACAGGUAUCAUUCAGAGACCAAACGUGACAACUCGCACAAGGAAGCACACUUUCUUUGAGGAAAGCAAACUUUUGGUUCUGUGGAUAAACCGUUAUCGGCAAGGAACGUUCUAAGUUGACAAGGCACGCGACAAGUCGUAGGUGGGAAUAUUGCUGAAAAUAUUACUUUAUCACGAAAACAACUUUGUGACCACAUUUUAUGAAAGGAUACCUCAUCUUGCGGAAGCAUAGUUAUCAUCAGUGUACCUUGAUACACACGCACGACCUGUGGAUGAUUUGUGAGUGAGGAAAAAUCAUCGCAUUACAAUUACGGAUCAGGAAAAAUUGUUUAAAGAGGGCACCUGUCCUCAAUUUUGGGCGGAGGCGCGUUAUGGACAGCAACUUCUUCGGACCAUCACUCAAAAGACGACUUUUGAUUCUUAUCGUGGCACGUCAAAUUUGAGAUAUUAGCAGGACUAAGGAAACAAAACCCUCGGAAAAAAGUCUUACAAGCGUGCUGCGUUAUUGGUAUAAAAUGACGCUGUUCCUAACAAAAGGAUGACAUUAAUAUCUGCUUUCUUUAAAACGCCAUACGAGGGAUAACUUAUGUUGGGUGCUGCAUAAUGAUAUCUCCUUAUUUCAGAAACAAUUCUCAAGUGAACCCUCAGAUAUUGUGGGUAGUGGUGGGAUUAAUAACUAUCAUGUCGGUCCGUAUUAUUAAGACAGCGCCUCUGCAAGAAGAUCCUGGAGUGGAGACUAGGAGCCUCGCAAGUUUAUCGGGACAAACAAGAAGAGGACAAAUUUUAGAAAACGAAAAACAUUUAAGAACAAAUGCAAACAAAAACGCCAGUGCCCAUAUGACCGCAGAGGACUUAACUGCCAUUCAAGCCGAUGAUGCAUCGGUAGCCAGAGCUGCUUAUCACACCUCUAGAGUUUCCAACCGUGAUAACGAUCGCCACAUGCCAAGUGUCAAGAUUGAGUGUGAGCCCACGUCGACGGAAACUUUACGACAAAUGCUUGGCCCAGCAUUCAAUGCUCGCUAUAUGUCUAUCAGCAGGCCUUACUUGCGUCCGUCGGUCGGGAUGAGUUUGGCUGGUGGCAUGGUUGGGGAUGAACCUAUCGAGAUUCGCCGGCGCCACGAUCCUGCCAACCAUCACGGACAGUUCCGAGUACCUGAAGGUUUCGAACGCGAUUUACCCAGUGACUAUGUCAGUUCUCAACACAGACGACACCAUCAUGGGCAACACAGGCGGAGUGCUUCGGAGAGGUUUCUUUCCCGCGUGAAACGUGCGAAAACUUCACCGCGCCGACCGGGUGGCGGACGUGGUGGCUCACCACCGUGGCAGUGUGACUCGAGGAUUGUAUGGGAUGACCUGGGCUCCGAUCACUUUCCAAGAUUUCUGCGGACGGUUGAAUGCACGCAACAAGACUGUUGGUUUGGACACUAUAGCUGUGUUCCUCGUGCAUUUACUGUUAAUGUUCUUAGAAGAAAAACUGAUGCUUGUGUCCCUGUGUAUGGGAAUCCCACAGGACAAGAUGAUCGACGCGAAAUCAUUCGCUACGAACACGAGUGGAUAUUUGAGGAACGGUCCGUAACGUUUUGUUGUGAUUGCAGUGCAGAAUAAUUGACAAUUGUAAAUGUAUUCACUUUAUUGCCAAAUCAAGGUGACAGCGUUCAGAGCGUCAUCAAGUAGAAAUUGCCACAAUCAGCUCGUUAACUUAUUAGUGUGUCAGCCUCAGGGCUUGACGGUGUAAAUAGAUAAAGGCCACAGAUUAACGUCAAUGGAUCCACUGCGAUCAAAUAUUUGAUCGAAAAGAUGCCACUGUAAGUUUUUUUUCUUAAUCAAGUAUUGUGGGGUCGUUUUUUUUCUAUCCUUUAUAUCAGAGAUAUGCCCUAUUUUUCUUUUGAGUCAGAGAUACAUAUAUACAGUCCUGUAUUAUAUAUGAAUUAAAUUACCUGGAAGGUUGUCAUUAUAUAUACUGAGUGUCCUGAAAAAUUUGAUGCUAAAUGACUGACUAGAACAAUUUUAUGAGACUGUCAAUUGCAGAUAAGAUUUAUUUAAAAUUUAGUGUUUGAACGCAUGAUAUCAAUUUUUAACGAUUACUGAUGCCUCAGUAUGCAGUGCGUGCGUUUUUUUCCCUCCGCCUGUUUAGAUCGAUUUACAUCAGAUUAAUGUACUUAAAAAUUAUACGGUUGCAUUAUAAUUAUGUAUUCUUAAAUAAGUUUUUU
Molecule: messenger RNA, 2797 nt
Organism: Lingula anatina
Lineage: Eukaryota; Metazoa; Brachiopoda; Lingulata; Lingulida; Lingulidae
Product: protein trunk
Molecular function (GO): signaling receptor binding
Source: RefSeq, a predicted model, not a curated record